GAGAGAUUGAGAGAGAGAUUUAGGGGAGAGAUUUAUCUUUCUUUCUUAUAAAACGCCCCUCCCUCGGUGAGCCGCCGCCCUCAUCUGCUCAUCUCCUUUCAUUCCCAGGGGAAUCUUCUUCUUGAGAUGCAAUAGUAUUUAAGCUGUUCCGCUCAGAUAAUAAGGUCAAUACCCGGCCAAAGUCCUAAUUGUGAUAAUCAUCUGGUUAACACCGCAAACUCUGGGAAUGAAUUCUGGAUAAAAGGACAUCUGAAUAUGGGUGCAGGUGGUCGGAUGCCAGUUGAUCCUAAGGUUAAAAAGUCACAAGAGGAAGUUCUUGAACGAGUUCCAGUCGCAAAACCUCCAUUUACUGUUGGAGACAUCAAAAAGGCCAUUCCACCACAUUGUUUUCAGCGAUCUGUCAUCCGUUCUUUCUCUUAUGUUGUUUACGACCUGACUAUUGCCUCCAUCCUUUACUACAUUGCCACCAAUUACAUACACCUCCUCCCCCAUCCUUUCUCUUAUGUGGCCUGGGCAAUCUAUGGUUUCGUUCAAGGCUGUUUCUUAACUGGAGUUUGGGUCAUAGCCCAUGAAUGUGGCCAUCACGCCUUCAGCAAUUAUCAAUGGCUUGAUGACACUGUUGGCCUUAUCCUCCAUUCAUCUCUCCUUGUUCCAUACUUUUCCUGGAAGUAUAGUCAUCGUCGCCACCACUCUAAUACUGGUUCGCUUGAGAAGGAUGAGGUCUUCGUUCCUAAGCACAAGGCUGAACUCAGAUCUUUUGCCAAGUACCUUAAUAAUCCACCUGGUAGAGUCCUCACACUUCUAGUAACACUUACUCUAGGUUGGCCGUUGUACCUCUUGUUUAAUGUUUCAGGAAGACAUUAUGAAAGGUUUGCAUGCCACUAUGAUCCUCAGAGCCCCAUUUACUCGGACCGUGAACGUGCCCAAAUCCUUGUUUCUGAUGCUGGCGUACUUGCUGUGACUUUUGGUUUAUACCGACUGGCUGCAGCAAAAGGUCUUGCUUGGGUACUUUGUGUUUAUGGAGCUCCUUUACUUGUCGUCAAUGGCUUUCUUGUUCUUAUAACGUUUUUGCAGCACACUCACCCUGCAUUGCCACAUUACAACAAAACCGAGUGGGAUUGGUUAAGGGGUGCUUUGGCAACAGUUGAUAGAGACUACGGAAUCCUAAACAAGAUCAUGCAUAACAUUACCGACACCCACGUGGCUCACCAUUUGUUCUCGACAAUGCCACAUUAUCAUGCGAUGGAGGCCACAAAGGUAAUCAGGCCAAUACUCGGAGACUAUUAUAGGCUCGAUGAGACUCCGGUCUUCAAGGCUAUGUGGAGGGAAGCAAAGGAAUGCAUGUACGUCGAGCCUGAUGAGAGCGGCAAGAAUAAAGGUGUCUUCUGGUACAACAAUAAACUUUAAAUUGAUUUAGAAGAAAAUGCCAAGAAGGGAAAGUUUUAAGUAUCAGUAGAUCAAUGUCUUUUCCCAUAUCAUGGUGACUUAGCUUGUUUCUGUUGCUCUGUACUGUGAACCUCUUGAUUUAAGAUAAUUGUUAUGAAUUAUUGCAUGAAUUGUGAACUCAGUUUUUAUCA
Daucus carota subsp. sativus is the source of this 1577-nucleotide messenger RNA. Its product is annotated as delta(12)-fatty-acid desaturase FAD2. Gene Ontology annotation, biological process: lipid metabolic process. The transcript has 3 exons. Gene Ontology annotation, molecular function: oxidoreductase activity, acting on paired donors, with oxidation of a pair of donors resulting in the reduction of molecular oxygen to two molecules of water. Lineage: Eukaryota; Viridiplantae; Streptophyta; Magnoliopsida; Apiales; Apiaceae. The coding region runs from base 256 to 1407 and encodes 383 amino acids. The record is from RefSeq and is a predicted model, not a curated record.